Messenger RNA from Dreissena polymorpha, 3091 nucleotides. RefSeq names its product chloride channel protein-like. Gene Ontology annotation, cellular component: membrane. Lineage: Eukaryota; Metazoa; Mollusca; Bivalvia; Myida; Dreissenidae. Gene Ontology annotation, biological process: chloride transport; transmembrane transport. Gene Ontology annotation, molecular function: voltage-gated chloride channel activity. The record is from RefSeq and is a predicted model, not a curated record.
UAAGUCAACGGCACUUGUGCAUCUACGUAACACAGGAUUUUUACUAGCAAAUAAACACUUGUUAUUAAUGAUUAUUUACGAAGAGCUAUAAUUUAUAUGAAGGAUCGCGAGAGUAAGAUGGGAAAAAGUUGUGCUCAUGUUUCUGCUUCAUGUAUUUAAAUACAAAACUAAACACAGAUUUUAAAAUCAUCAAGAGCUAAACCUGUACUGAUUGUGUUUUGUUUGUUGCUGUUUUUAACGCGGAUAGUAUAAGUAUAUUAAGGUAUCGUUGAUGCUGGUUUUAAAUGCUUCAUGGUCAAAAACUGCUCUUUACCCUAUAUAGUAAAGAAAACGUGCUGCUUUUUUCACCACACUGUGGAAAAAAUAAAUAAUAUUUUUAUGUUAUAAAUUUACGGCGGUAUGUUUCAAUUCUUCGGCAGAAUUAACAGCGUUGUAAACUAUAGAUUGUCUUAAUAGCAUUUUCAUUUCUUGUCAUGUGAACAUUUGUACCAGAACUCAAACCUUAAUUUCCUUAGAGAACUUUGAACUUCUGAGUUUGUGUAUUGCUAGUGCGGACGACGUUGUCAUGAAAAUGAAACACAACUCAAACGAAAUUGUGUUGGAUGCUUCGGCGCUUGGGAACUUCAAACCAUUGAAUCAUGCGGUUCAGAGUCCUGGGCCUGAAUCCAGGCGUGUAUCGACCAAUGAGCUAAGACCGGAAGACAACAACAAUAUGGCCGACAAACAGAAAUUUGGCUAUGAACAAACACUGAACGUUGCGGCUGAAUACGAAGCAGUAUCAACCAAUAAGCUGACACGAGACGCACUAAUGUACCACAACCAAAAGUUCGGCUACGCGGAAACAUUGAUAUAUGGGCAAUACAGAAAAGACCUGGGCAGUGUUGGUAAAUUCCAAGCGAAGCUAUUAAAAUCUGAAGAUAAAAGUGACAUCGACAAGAGUGAACCCACGGAGACAAAGAGACUUGUAUCAUGUUGGUAUCGGGUGGUACGUACCUGGCACUGGGUAGUGAAGAAGGUUGGGGAGGACUGGAUAUUAUUGGCACUGCUUGGGAUCAUCAUGGCCCUUCUCAGCUUUGCCAUGGACUACGUCAUAGAGAAGUUGCAGGAGGCAAAGAUGCUGCUGUAUGAGGAGUUUUCAUUCUCAGUGCCUCUGCAGUACGUGGGCUGGGUCUUGUACUCCCUACUGCUCAUCAUGUUUGCCACUGGCUUCACACACCUCAUGUCUCCACAAGCUAUUGGUUCUGGCAUUCCAGAAAUGAAGACAAUAUUGCGAGGCGUUGUGCUCAAGGAAUUUCUCACGUUUAGGACUCUUGUCUCGAAAGUUGUGGGCCUUUGUUGUUCGCUUGGGAGCACGCUUCCUUUAGGAAAAGAAGGACCGUUUGUACAUGUCGCUAGCAUUGUCGCCAAUCUGCUUGGAAAGUUGACUUCAUUUAAAGCUGUUUAUGAGAAUGAGUCUCGCAGGACGGAGAUGCUGGCAGCUGCAUGUGCUGUAGGUGUGGCUUGCACAUUUGUCGCACCCAUUGGAGGAGUAUUAUUUAGUAUUGAAGUAACAGCGACAUAUUUUGCUGUUCGUAACUAUUGGAGAGGGUUUUUCGGAGCUGUUUGUGGGGCCGUUGUCUUCCGGUUGCUAGCUUUCGGGUUUAAAAAUACAGAAACGUUAACUGCUAUGUUUCAAACAUCAUUAAAAACAGACUUCCCAUUCGACCCUGUGGAGUUAUUAGCAUUUUCAUUUGUUGGUAUAGCUUGUGGCUUUAUUGGGGCAUUGUUCAUAUUGUGCCACAGGAAAAUCGUACUGUUUACAAGGAAACAUAAACAAAUGUCGGCAUUUUUGCAGAAAAACCGCUUUAUCUACCCAGGGAUCAUCACUCUUGUUGUCGUGUCCUGUACAUUCCCUCCAGGCCUUGGCCAGUUCUUUGCUUCUAUGCUUACCCACAAAAAGGCUUUAAAUGAGUUGUUCAGCAACAUUACGUGGACAGAGAACCAGCCAAACAGUCUAAAGGACGAGACCGUGCUAGGCCACUGGAACCACCCUUCCACCAACAUCUACGUCACCUUGGUCUUGUUCAUCAUCAAUAAUUUUUGGAUGGCUGCUAUUUGCAAUACCUUACCCAUCCCUGCUGGGGUAUUUGUGCCUGUAUUUACUAUAGGUGCUGCUUUCGGGCGCUUGGUGGGUGAGUGCAUGGCAGCUUGGUUUCCAAAUGGGGUUAAAACAGGGGACACUAUACAGAAGAUAAUACCUGGAGGCUAUGCAGUCGUCGGUGCUGCCGCAUUGUCUGGUAGUGUCACUCGUACCAUAUCUACAGCUGUGAUAGUGUUUGAGGUUACUGGGCAGAUCUCUCACGUGCUGCCUGCUGUCAUUGCAGUGUUGCUUUCGAAUGCAGUGGCCAACUUCUUCCAGCCAUCUUUUUUUGACAGUAUUAUUAACUUGAAACGAUUGCCGUACUUGCCAGAUAUUGCGUCAGCAGGCUCGUGGAGUGUGUACGUGGAAGACAUAAUGGUGUCCCAGGUCAGCUGUAUCUACUUCGUUUCCACUUUCAAGGAGCUAAAAGAGAUGCUGGAGACAUCCAAACACCGCACCUACCCUUUAGUGGACUCUCCAGAUUCAAUGAUCCUGCUUGGAUCGGUGAAGAGGUUUGAACUGGAGCGGUUGCUCUGGGUACACCUCAGUCAGGAUCAGAAGGUGUUCCUGCUAGACAAUGAAGACGAGGAGAUGAAUUCCAUCCGCUCCACGCCUGGCUCUUUCAGGACACGCACACCACCCCCUAGGAUGGAGAUUAUUCCCCAAACCCGGGAGGAGGUACCGAAGCCUCGCUUCAGCGUCACGAAAGUGGAAGAAAAUGUAUCCACCCCAAGAACCCGCAAAAGUUCAGUGUUUGCAAUGGCGCAAGAGCCCAUUUCAUCGUCAGUGAGUAAUUCGACAGAGAACCUGACGCAUUCAGAGCUGCAGAGUCGCCAAUACAACACUAUGAGUUUGCCUCUCAGGUCAAUCCUCAAAAACAAGAGAAGGAAAUCCGUAACAAAAGCCUCAGCCUUUUCUGAUUUACGCACUGGGCUUGAUGAACAUUUCCGCAGGUUGUCCAAAACUCACACA